This is a messenger RNA of Akanthomyces muscarius, 1518 nucleotides long. RefSeq lists its product as uncharacterized. Gene Ontology annotation, molecular function: transmembrane transporter activity. The coding region runs from base 1 to 1518 and encodes 505 amino acids. The transcript is spliced from 3 exons. NCBI's taxonomy places the organism in Eukaryota, Fungi, Ascomycota, Sordariomycetes, Hypocreales, Cordycipitaceae. The record is from RefSeq and is a predicted model, not a curated record. Gene Ontology annotation, biological process: transmembrane transport. Gene Ontology annotation, cellular component: plasma membrane.
AUGGGCGUCGCCGUCGCCAACGAAAAGACGAGCAGUGGCUCGCUCAACGACUCCUCCAACGACAAUGCCGCCGUCCUCGAGGCCGCGCCGGCCGUCCACGAGGUGCCCGUCCCCGCGGGCACCACCGAGCGCCGCAUCCUCACCAAGAUUGACCUGCACGUCGUGCCCUUUCUCUGCAUCAUGUACCUCUUGGCCUUUUUAGAUCGCGUCAACAUUGCCAAUGCCAAAGUCUUUGACCUCGCCAAGGACCUCAACCUCGAAGAGCCCGGCAACCCCGACAGCACAAAGUACAACACGGCCCUCGUCAUCUUCUUUGUCCCGUACUGCCUCUUUGAGAUUCCCUCCAACAUUCUGCUCAAGAAAUUCAAGCCCCACGUCUGGCUGUCCAUCAACAUGCUGCUCUUUGGCUUCACCACCAUCAUGCAGGGCCUUGUCACAAACUACAGCGGCCUGCUGGCCACGCGCUUCUUUCUCGGCGUUUUCGAGACGGGCAUGUUUCCCGGAGCCUUCUACCUCAUCGGCAUGUGGUACAAGCGCUCCGAGGCCCAGAAGCGCUACUCCUUCUUCUUCAACAGCACCACCCUCGCCGGCGCCUUUGGCGGCCUCCUCGCCGCCGCCAUCGGCAACAUGGACGGCCUGCGCGGCUACAAGGGCUGGCGCUGGAUCUUCAUCAUCGAGGGCGCCAUCACCGUCUUUGUCAGCUUCUUCAUCUACUUUCUCCUCCCCGACUUCCCCGAGGACGUCAAGUGGCUGUCCGAGGACGAGCGCCGCUACGUCCAGGCCCGCCUCGCCGCCGACCAGGGCAGUCACGCCAUCGAGCGGCCCAUCAAGCUCCGCGACGUCCUCAACGUCCUCAAGGACCCGAAGGUCAUCGCCGGCGGCUUCGCCUACUUUGGCAUCAUCGUCCCCGCCUACGGCUACGCCUACUUUGCGCCCGGCAUCCUGCAGACGUUCCACUACGGCAAGAUUGAGACGCAGCUGCGCAGCGUCCCGCCCUGGGCCGUCGCCUUUGCCUUUUCCAUGGCCAUUGCCUACGUCUCGGACCGCAUCCGCCACCGCCUGACCUUUGCCAUUGUCGCCAUCUCCGUCGCCAUCGCCGGCUUCGCGAUCCUCCUCGCCGUCCACAACCACACCGACGUGCAGUACGCCGCGCUCUUCCUCAUCGCGAGCGGCGCUUACACGGCCAUGCCCAUCAUUGUCUGCUGGUUCAACAUGAACCUCGGCGGCCACCACCGCCGCGCCAUCGGCAGCGCCUGGCAGGUCGGCUUCGGCAACCUCGGCGGCAUCAUCGCCGUCUACGUCUUCCUCCAGCGCGACUCGCCCCGCUUCAUCCCCGGCUACAGCGUGUGCCUCGCCUGGUUCGUCCUCUCGGCCACGGCCUGCGGCGUCUACGGCUACAUGUGCUGGAGCGCCAACAGGAAGCGCGACCGCCUGCCCCCUGAUGCGGCCGCGGCGCUGACGCAGGAGGAGAGGGACGACCUUGGCGACAACGCGCCCGACUAUCGCUAUCUGCUGUAG